Molecule: messenger RNA, 4122 nt
Organism: Amphibalanus amphitrite
Lineage: Eukaryota; Metazoa; Arthropoda; Thecostraca; Balanomorpha; Balanidae
Product: filamin-A-like
Exons: 26
Biological process (GO): actin cytoskeleton organization
Molecular function (GO): actin filament binding
Source: RefSeq, a predicted model, not a curated record
GCGGCGGUGAGGAAGUCGGCUGAGAGCGGUGCUUCCAGUUGCGACGCGACAAAGGAGAGGAAAGAGACGGCGCCAGUGUCGCUCACCAUGGCCUCCAAUGGGUUCGAGACGGAGCACGCGGCCAGUGCCGGCCGUGAUCCGCCCGAGGAGGAGGAAAUGCUGGCCGAGGAGCGCGACCUCGCAGAGGACGCCCAGUGGAAGCGCAUCCAGCAGAACACCUUCACCCGCUGGGCCAAUGAGCACCUGAAGAAUGCCAGCAAGCACAUCUACUCGCUCGAAACGGAUCUGGAGGAUGGACUCAUCCUCAUCGCACUCAUCGAGGUGCUCAGUGGCAAGAAGAUGCCCAAGCACAGCAAGCGGCCCACCUUCCGCUCGCAGAAGCUGGAGAACGUGUCGGUGGCACUCAAAUUCCUCGAGAGAGACGAGAACAUCAAGAUCGUCAAUAUCGACGCUACCCACAUCGUGGACUGUCACCUGAAGCUGAUCCUAGGUCUGAUAUGGACGCUGAUCCUGCACUACAGCAUCUCCAUGCCCAUGUGGGAAGGAGACGAGAACGUGCCCGGAGAGAAGGGACCCACGCCCAAACAGAGGCUGAUGAACUGGAUCGGCUCCAAGAUGCCGGACCUGCCGGUACGCAACUUCACCUCGGACUGGCGUGACGGCAAGGCCAUCGGAGCCCUGGUGGACGGCGUGGCGCCAGGUCUGUGCCCUGACUGGUCUGACUGGAGGCCAGAGGACGCCCUCAAGAACGCCACGGAGGCUAUGGGUCUGGCCGACGACUGGCUCAACGUGCCUCAGCUGAUCCAGCCGGAGGACAUGAUUGACCCGAACGUGGACGAGCUGUCGAUGAUGACGUACCUCUCGCAGUACCCCAACGCCAAGCUGAAGGCCGGCGCGCCACUCCGCGCAAAGACAAACCCCAACAGUCAAUCUGCCAUCGGUGCCAGGGUACGCUGCUACGGCCCGGGUGUGGAGCCCACGGGCCCGGUGGUCGGAGCACCCACCUUCUUCACCGUGGAAACGUUCUCGGCCGGUCAGGGCAAGGUCGAGUGCUUCCUGAUCCGACCCAACGGACAGAAGGAGCCGAUCGAGGCUAAGUUCAACAACGACCGUAACCUGACGUACAGCUGCUCCUACACUCCGACCUCGGAGGGCCAGCACCGUGUCAUCGUGAAGUUCAUCGGCAACGAGAUCCCCAAGUCGCCGUUCUCGGUUCAAGUGGAGGGCUACGCCGGUGACCCGAACAAGGUGACCGCCUCCGGGCCCGGCCUGGAGCCGGUCGGCGUCGUCGUCAGCAAGCCCACCUACUUCGACAUCUUCACACACGACGCCGGAAAGGGCACGCCUGAGGUCGUCAUCCUGGACCCCAAGGGCAAACAGAACCCGGCCAUGCUGAAGCUGAAGGAGGUGAAGCAGGGUCAGUGGCGCUGCGAGUACCUGGCCGACCAGGUCGGCAUGUACUCCAUCAACAUCUACUUCGCCACCAAGCCCAUCCCCAAGAGCCCGUUCGGCGUCAAAGUCAGCCCAGCUUGCGACCCGCGCCGGGUCAAGGCCACGGGUCGCGGCCUCCAAAACAAGGGCGUGCGCGUGGGUGAGAUUGCCGACUUCAAACUGUGGACGGAGGGCGCCGGAGAGGGCGUGCCCAAAGUGCGCAUCAUCGGCCCAGGCGGUGCCGACGAGCCGGCUGAGCUGCGGAAAGUCAGCGACUUUGUCUACGAGGGCGCCUACUACCCCAAGCGCGAGGGCCGCUACAUCGUCAUGAUCACUUACAGCGGACACGAGAUCCCUCGCUCACCGUUCGAGGUUAACGUCGGACCGAAGGGGGAGUCGCGUAUCCGCUGCUACGGCCCCGGACUGAAGGGCGGCGUGGUCGGAUCACCGGCCGCCUUCACCGUCGAAACCAACGGCGAGACGGGCGCGCUGGGUUUCAGCGUCGAGGGCCCCUCCCAGGCGCAGAUCCAGUGUCAUGAUAACGGUGACGGCUCGGCAGAUGUGACCUACCUUCCGACGGCGCCCGGAGAGUAUGCCGUGCAUGUGCUCUGUGAGGGAGAGGAUAUUCCCCAGUCGCCAUGGAUGGCGCAGGUUAUCCCCAAGACCGACUAUGAUGCCAGCAAGGUGCGAGUGUUCGGUCCGGGAGUACAGAAGGACGGCGUGAGCGUCAACAAGCCCACCCACUUCACCGUGGACACGACGGCGGCCGGCAGCGCGCCGCUCGAUAUCUCGCUUCUGGACGAGGAUCUCCGCGAAGUGCCGAUGAAGAUCACUGAGAAGUCCCCGGGUGUGUUCCACGUCGAGUACACAAUCUCCACCAGCGGAAAACACACCGUCAUGGUGAACUUUGGCGGCGUGGCGGUGCCUAACUCUCCGUUCCGAGUGGACGUGACGGCUCCAGUGGACGCCUCCAAGGUUCAGGUGUUCGGCCCGGGUCUGGAGCCGGGUGUGCGGGCUCAGGUGCCCACCCACUUCAACGUGGACGCGAGAGGCGCUGGACCUGCCGAGCUGCGCAUCGGCCUCAAGGACAACAAGACCGGCAAAGAGGUGCCCGUACAGCUGACUGACAACGGUGACGGCACCAUGACUGCCGACUACGUGUACCCCCGACCCGGCCCGUACACCCUGAAUGUGACGUACGGAGGCCGCGCGAUCCCCCAGAGCCCCGUCAACAUCGAGGCCAAACCCAGCGUGGAUACGUCCAAGAUUAGGGUGGAUGGUGUUGAGCCGACGGCGUUCCUGAACUCUCCCACCGACAUGGUGGUGGACGCGCGCGCCGUGCCCGGCUCCAAGGACGGAAAGGUGACCUGUCCCGUGACCGGCCCGUCGGGCGCGCCGUGCCCCUCGCACGUGGAGCCGGUCGGAGACGGUACCUUCAAGGCCACGUAUACACCCACCGAGCCGGGUCCCCACAAGAUCGACCUAGCGUAUGACGGCGCUCCGGUGCCCGGCGCGCCGUUCACCGUCAAUGCCAAGCCCGGCUGUGACCCGAGGAAGGUCACUGCCGACGGACCGGGCCUCAAAAGGGGCAUCGUCAACAAGUCCAACACGUUCAAAAUCAACACCCGAGGAGCUGGCACCGGCGGUCUGGGUCUGGCCAUCGAGGGCCCCUCCGAGGCCAAGAUGUCCUGUGUGGACAACAAGGACGGCUCAUGCACGGUCGAGUACGUGCCCACCGAGCCCGGAGAGUACGACGUCAAUGUGCGCUACGCCGACCAGCACAUCCCCGGAUCCCCGUUCAAGGUUCCGGUGGACUGUGAGGUGGACGCCGAUAACGUUGUCGCCUACGGGCCGGGCGUAGAGCCGGAACACUGCCGCGCCAACGUGCCCCUUACCUUCACUGUGGAUGCCACACGGUCUGCGCCGGCACCGCUAGCCGUGGAGGUCAAGAGCGACAAGGGUCCUCUGCCACGGAAGCCGGUGGUGAAGGAUAACGGCGACGGCACGUACGACGUGACGUACCACCCGCCGCCCGAGGGCAGCAUCUGCAUGCCGAGGGUGACGCUCGCUGGACGCGACAUCAAGGACAGCCCGUGGCGUAUGCCUGUGAAGCCGACCUGCGAGCCGAACAAGGUGCGCCUGACCGGCCCGGGAGUCUCCAGCAAGGGCGUGCCGGCCUCCCUACCCACCGAGUUUACCGUGGACGCCCGCGACGCCGGCUUCGGCGACCUCGAGGCGCAGAUCCUGGGUCCGGACAACUACCCGCGUAAGGUGGAGAUGGUAGAUAACGGUGACGGCACGUACACGGGCCGGUACACCCCGGACGACUGCGGCCAGUACAAGGUGCACGUCAAGUACGGCGGCAAGGAGGUAGCCGGGUCGCCCGUGCCCGUCCAGGCCUUCGCCACCGGACAUGCCGACAAGUGCAAGAUCGAGGAUAGUGACUACCGCGAUCAGGUGCUCAGCGUUGGCGAGGAGUACUGUAUUAGCGUGGACGCCAAACAGGCCGGAAACGGAAACGUCACCUGCCGUAUCCGCUCCACCUCUGGCUCCGGUGACGUGGACAUCGACGUGACCGACAACGGCGACGGCACGUUCAAUAUCUACUACAAGGUGAAGGACGCCGGAGAGUACUCGCUCAACAUCAAGUUCGGCGGCCAGCCGGUACCCGACGGCCUCUACUCGUUCUCG